AAACGUGAGAGACACGAAUCAUCAUGGUAACGAUUUCUAAAACCGAGUCGCGCACCUCUAGGGACUGCGAUGUAGGGAAAGAAGUCGCCCUAGAUCAACCCGCGGCCGAAUCACCAGAAGACUCUAAGCCAGAGAAAGACGACGACCGGACACAUAUACAGGAAGGUGUUCAACGGGUAGAGGCCAUCACCGCAGUGUGGUCUCAGAAGUCCUUGUGGUCUACCUUCGCUCUCCUUUGGCUUGUGUGCUUCGUAUCCGCGUUACUAGCGUCUAUCGACACUGCUUUGUCGCCAUAUGUCACAUCGUCCUUCUCAAGACAUGGCCUCCUCGCGGUUAUCAAUAUCGCAGCAAGAGUCAUCGGCGGCGUCGUUACGCUCAGUAUCGGCAAGUUUAUAGACAUUAGGGGCCGAAUGGAAGGCUUCGUAGGCUCGCUCCUCCUGAUCACGGUCGGGAUGAUCAUGAAAGCAACCUGUCAAAAUGUCGAGACAUAUGCCGCAGCCCAGGUGUUCACAUGGGUAGGCAAGGUUGCUCUCAGCUUUAUUAUCGACGUCUUCGUCGCCGAUAUCACCACCUUGAAGAACCGAAUGAUAAUCUUCGCCAUUAACUCAACGCCCAACCUAGCCACCACCUUUGCUGGACCUAGGAUUGCGGAGCUGUUCUACAAUGAGGUCAAUUUUAGGUGGGCAUUUGGUGCCUUCACCAUCAUAUUGCUCGUCGUAUCUCUCCCAGUCGUCUUUAUUCUCUACUACCAUGAACGGCAAGCGAAAAAGCGCGGACUCAUUCGUCCGCAAUCGGGUCGCACACGGUUGCAGUCCACGAUACAUUAUAUCGGCGAGUUUGACGUCAUUGGUGCGGUCCUCAUAUCAGGGGGUUUUACCCUUAUCACCCUCCCAUUCAGUCUUGUGAGCUCGGCCUCCCACUCGUGGCAUAGUGCAAGUAUCAUUGUCAUGAUCGUAAUGGGCGUUGUCGGUCUCGCUGCUUUUGUGGUCUGGGAGAGAUACUUUGCCCGUGUAAAUUUUUUCCCAUUCGAGUUCCUAAAAGACCGGACCUUUUUAGGCGCUGUAAUGUCGCGUUUUGUCGUCUUCAUGACAACUUAUAUAUGGGAUGCAUAUUACAGCUCCUACCUACAGGUGGUUAACGGCCUGAGCAUCAGCGUCGCAAACUACGUGCUGAACGCAUAUUCCCUCACCUCAUACUUUACCGGCCCAUUUAUCGCCUUAUAUAUCCGUUACACAGGCCAUGUCAAAUAUCCGGCUUUGGUUGCUAUCCCUAUUUACCUACUCGGCACAGCCCUUAUAAUCUAUUUCAGAAUUCCGGGCGCUAAGGUCGGCUAUCUUGCUAUGUGCCAGGUACUCGUUGGCUUCGGCGUCGGCAUGAUUGGCCAGAUGGCGCAACUCACUACAAUGGCCUGUGUUGGGCAUCAAGAUGUCGCCGUUGCCCUCGCUAUCUAUGGUCUAUUCGGCUCUGUCGGCUCUUCCGUCGGCUACGCGAUCGCUGGCGGGUUAUGGACGAACAUUCUUCCCGUCAAGCUAUACGAGUUCCUCCCUGACGAUGCUAAGAAUAUGACGGCUACAAUAUACGGGGACAUCAAUCAACAAAUGAAAUAUCCAAUCGGAACCCCGAUCCGAGAUGCUGUGAUCGCAGCAUAUGGAGACGUUAUGAGGAAAAUGGUUAUCGUCGGAUCUGCAUUAAUCCCCCUUACCAUUUUAUGUGUCGCUAUUUGGAGGAACAUAAAUGUUAAGAAGCUUGAAGCUGUUGAGAAGCGAGCCAGGGGUAAUGUAUUCUAAAGUGAUAUGCACUAUCCUCGUUAGGGAAGCCUGGAAGAUAACUGGGUAUCAUUCGACAUGGUCUUUUCUUCUUUGUGCAGUCUCCAGAGGACCUCCAAAGCUAUAUGGAAAAGCUUAGCUCUACACAUAUCCCCUAGGAUACUCGCCAUAGAAGACACAGGUCUUAAUCUGGUAAAUAAAGACAGGAGUGCAAAUUGGGUGGUUAUCUCCCCCUUUAGAAUCACC
Molecule: messenger RNA, 2012 nt
Organism: Annulohypoxylon truncatum
Lineage: Eukaryota; Fungi; Ascomycota; Sordariomycetes; Xylariales; Hypoxylaceae
Product: siderophore iron transporter mirB
Exons: 5
Coding region: 24-1787 (587 amino acids)
Biological process (GO): transmembrane transport
Molecular function (GO): transmembrane transporter activity
Source: RefSeq, a predicted model, not a curated record